Molecule: messenger RNA, 2892 nt
Organism: Mesorhabditis spiculigera
Lineage: Eukaryota; Metazoa; Nematoda; Chromadorea; Rhabditida; Rhabditidae
Source: the annotation of a GenBank genome assembly
AUGUCCUUACGGCAUCUACCCCUAAAUGCUGAUGAUGCGGACGAUUCGGAUAGCUCAGAAUCGGUUUCUCCUGUCAGGCGGAGCGGCGAAAGGAAACGCGGAAAUUUACGCAAAACGAACAGCGAGCCGAGUGUCGAACAUUCUACUCAGAUUGACUUAGAAGCUAUCCGGCAGUUGUUGCUUACCCUUCCCAAAUUUAGCACUGCGAAUUCUAAUACUUUCUCCAAUUAUGGAUCGGAUGCCGAGGAGAUUAAUACAGAAAUUGAGGAAUUACGAGAUGCGGCCAAAAGCAUCCAAAGUUUGCAGAGGGUCCUUAAAGGAAACACAAAGGCAGUAGACAUUGGAAUGACGCCGUGGAAAAUCGGAUCGGCUUUAAUCGGAAAGGUAGCGCACCGGAGAUAUUUCCGACAAUUGAUGUCUUGCGUCCCAUCAGAAAAGGAGACAAAUCUCCUCGGUCGACUAGAAGGCGUGCCGUUUGUGAAGAAUUAUAUCCAGCGGGUGAAUUGCUCGAUAAAGGCUCUCAAAUUACUGGAUAGUCUUCGUAUGGAUCGUCGAAUGCAGCAAAAUACAGAAACGGUGGAAUCAGAAACACCCUCCGUUUCUUGGAAGCCGAAACCCUACCUACUUGCACCGCCACCCGAAUUAUCAAUUGAACGAAGCCCAAAGCCGGAAGAAUCCAUGAUGGAAGCUGACAUCAUGUUAUGGAAGAAAAGAAGCAGGGCGUCUUUAAGAAGGCACAAUAGCAUGCGAACCCUCGCUGCCCGCGAACUAUAUGAUACCGAAAAAUCAUUCGUGGAGGGAUUGGAAUACUUGGUGCAGGCGGAAUUGGUGGACAAGAUUUUCUAUAAAAUUCCGGAAAUCUUGGCGCAUCACCAGGUUCUUCUCUCAUCAUUAUCAAAUCGACUGGAGGAUUGGCAUCCUGAAUCUGCUGUUGGCGAUGUAUUGCUGGCACAUUUCUCAAAGCAAUCAAUGGUUGAAACCUACAUAUAUUUUGUCGACAAUUUUAAAUAUGCAAAGACAGCCAUCGCGCAAGCAAGACAAAAACCUUCGUUUGAGAAGUAUUAUCAGCGCUGCUAUCGAGACCACCGAAACAAACUCGAUCUCGAUUCAUUACUUAUUUCUCCAAUACAACGCGUUCCGAGAUAUGAAUUAAUAUUGAACCAACUGUUGAAACAUACUUCGAUUGAACACGCUGAUCACGAGAGGAUGAUGAGGGCUCAACAGCAUAUUCAUCAAUUAGCAUUGGCCAUCAAUCGUCAGCAGCAACAUAAUGAACAGGCGGAACAACGGCUUAGAGAGAUUGAGGCUAUUGUUGAUGGCUUGGAGGAUCUUGUUUCUACAGGGCGUGCGUUGCUGCGCUACGACAUGGUAACCAUGAAAAGUCGCGAAGGACAUCGACAGCGUUGCGUCUUUAUGUGCAGUGAUCAGCUGAUCAUGACGUCUGUACGAAGGAAAGACCACCGACUGGGACGACGUCCGAUUGAACAGCUUUCAUCUAAUCCCGACCUGACUACCGUGGUACUAAAUGUUACUACAUCUAAUGGUGUGGAGACUGUACCAAUAGAGUUCGCGUCUGCUGACCGGCGUACGCAAUGGGAAACAGCUUUUAAAGAAGCCAAGGCGGCGUUAGCAAAUCAACCGCAAGAUGGGGCGACGGUUAGCCUUCAUUCGAUCGUUGCUCACCAAUCACGCCCGGGGCUUCAGUUUUGUGCAGCAACGGUACUUCCCGGAAAGCGGGCCGAUGGAUUUCCAGUUGUUUGGGCUUGCACCUCGGACAAAUACUCUGGACAGGUGGUAGUCAUUUCAAUCGAAGGGGAAUCGGCAGUGGAAAGUUGCGCCGGGAUAGGCAAUGCGGCUGUUUCUGCGAUAGCAACCGUCCCACCAGCCAGUCGUGGAAGAAAACGAUCGCUAUUUCGUGCGGAAAGAUCGGUCGAUCAGUUAUCGAGAGAUGAAUCGGUGCUAAAUUUGGAUAGCUCUGAAUCUUCAUCUUCAGACACCGAGGAAGAAGGACCAACGACGAUUUGGAUCGGAAAUGAGGAUGGAGAAAUAUUUGUUCUGAAUUCGUGCGAGCGUGUCCGCAAUCGAGUACGAGAAAGGGUUGCCGCACUGCAAUAUCCAAUUAAAGCGAUCUGCUCGACUCAUUCCCAGGUAUUUGUGGCGGCAGGGACGCAGAAUAACUCGACACUUGUGUCCUUUAGGAAUAUGAAUGAAUGCUGGGACAUGGAGCAUCCAAUUACGAUCGCCUUGCCUUUUGCCACUUUGCCCAAUCCAAUCGUCGCUGUGGCACGCGGUCUAUGUUUAGCGACGGCGCACCAACUUCACAUUCUCGACCCCGAUACACAUGGCAUUGAGCGUUCAUCAUCAAUUUUGCCCGCAGGAGAAACCAUUACUUGUCUUUGUGUGACCGGAGCGCUCCUGUUCGCUACUGCUGGACGUUCUUCGUCGAUUUACGCGAUCGAUGCAUUCUCUCUGGCACCUCUUAACCAAUUUUCAAUAGUUUCCGCUAUCCAAGGACAACUUUCAGGGCGCGAAGAUAUAUUACGCGAGCACAAGCUCGGGAGCCUACGUGUAACCGCAUUGGUUGCCUUCCGAUCUGCUCUUUGGAUCGGCACUUCUGCAGGUUUCAUUCUGUCGACGGCAACUACGGCUGCUCGUUCGCAGACUACCCCUUUCCUCAACGUACUUGAAAUGGGCCACAUUGGUCCCUGUCGCGUAUUACUGCCAAUACCAGUGCAACCGUCAAAGAAAAGCAAAAAGAUGUCGCUGAGCCUACCCUCACAUCAAAACUCGCAGAUGUUUCUUCUUUCAUGCGGAGAUGGGCUGGACGAUUCGAAAGGCAACCAUCAUGACCCAAUUACCGAUUCCAUCAAUCAUAUCAUUCUAUGGAAAACU